GGAGUUACCUUUGGAGCCCGAAAGGAGGAAGGAAGCAAAAUAUCAACAACAGCCGAGGCGGCUCGGGCGCUCGGCUCCGGUCCCCCGCCAGCUCGCCGCCUGCCUGCCCGCCCCCGCGCCCACCACGGGGGCCCUGGCCCCCCGGCGCCGCCCAGGGCCCGCGCCGACGCCGGUCUCAUUUAUUAUUCCCUCCGCCCGGAGCUGCGGCUUCCAGGUGCUGAAGAUUCCCGGGACUAGGGGCGAGGGCUACCCUCUCCCAACCGUUACACCCCCCUACCCCCAGCGGGGCCGGAGGCUGUGUAGAAGGUGUCCUGCAGACCAUGAACUGAAUGGUGGUCCGAAGUCGUUCAUGAUCAAAGUGUAAGGCAUCCGGAGACCCGCCACCCAGCGAUCCCCUCCCCAGCACUGAGGAUCCCCGGAGAAGAUGGGGAGGAAAAAGAUUCAGAUCCAGCGAAUCACCGAUGAGCGGAACCGACAGGUGACAUUCACCAAGAGGAAGUUUGGGCUGAUGAAGAAGGCAUACGAGCUCAGCGUGCUCUGUGACUGCGAGAUCGCGCUCAUCAUCUUCAACCACUCCAACAAGCUGUUCCAGUACGCCAGCACGGACAUGGACAAGGUGCUGCUCAAGUACACGGAGUACAAUGAGCCGCAUGAGAGCCGCACCAACGCUGACAUCAUCGAGGCGCUGCACAAGAAGCACAGGGAAUGUGAGAGCCCUGAGGUGGACGAGGUGUUUGCCCUGACCCCCCAGACGGAAGAGAAAUAUAAAAAGAUAGACGAGGAGUUUGAUAAAAUGAUGCAGAGUUAUAGACUGGCCUCAGCUGUCCCGGCCCCCAACUUUGCCAUGCCUGUCACGGUGCCCGUGUCCAAUCAGAGCUCACUGCAGUUCAGCAAUCCCAGCGGUUCCCUGGUCACCCCUUCCCUGGUGACGUCAUCCCUCACGGACCCACGGCUCCUGUCCCCCCAGCAGCCAGCACUACAGAGGAACAGUGUGUCUCCCGGCCUGCCCCAGCGGCCAGCCAGUGCAGGGGCCAUGCUGGGGGGAGACCUCAACAGUGCUAAUGGAGCCUGCCCCAGCCCUGUUGGGAAUGGCUAUGUCAGUGCUCGGGCUUCCCCUGGCCUCCUCCCUGUGGCCAAUGGCAACAGCCUAAACAAGGUCAUCCCUGCCAAGUCUCCACCCCCGCCCACCCACAGCGCCCAGCUUGGAGCCCCCAGCCGCAAGCCUGACCUGAGGGUCAUCACUUCCCAGGGAGGAAAGGGGUUAAUGCAUCACUUGACUGAGGACCAUUUAGAUCUGAAUAAUGCCCAACGCCUUGGGGUCUCCCAGUCUACCCACUCGCUCACCACCCCAGUGGUUUCCGUGGCAACACCAAGUUUACUCAGCCAGGGCCUCCCCUUCUCUUCCAUGCCCACCGCCUACAACACAGAUUACCAGUUGACCAGUGCAGAGCUCUCCUCCUUACCAGCCUUCAGUUCGCCUGGGGGGCUGUCGCUAGGCAACGUCACCGCCUGGCAACAGCCACAACAGCCCCAGCAGCCGCCCCAGCCGCAGCCUCCGCAGCCCCAGCCGCAGCCGCAGCCGCAGCACCAGCCGCCGCCGCAGCAGCAGCCCCACCUGGUCCCUGUGUCUCUCAGCAGCCUGAUCCCGGGCAGCCCCCUGCCCCACGUGGGUGCUGCUCUCACAGUCACCACCCAUCCCCACAUCAGCAUCAAGUCGGAACCAGUGUCCCCAAGCCGUGAGCGCAGCCCUGCGCCUCCCCCUCCAGCUGUGUUUCCGGCUACCCGCCCUGAGCCUGGCGACGGUCUCAGCAGCCCGGCUGGGGGCUCCUAUGAGACAGGGGACCGGGAUGAUGGACGGGGGGACUUCGGGCCCACGCUGGGCUUGCUGCGCCCAGCCCCAGAGCCUGAGGCUGAGGGCUCAGCUGUGAAGAGGAUGCGGCUCGAUACCUGGACAUUAAAGUGACGAUUCCCACUCCCCUCCUCUCAGCCUCCCUGAUGAAGAGUUGACAAUCUCACCGCCCACCCCUCCCUGUCCUGGGCUCCUCCUGCUCGACCCCCACUUCCUUUCUUGUGCUCCGUGUCCUGUUGACGGUUACAUUUGUGUAUAAUUAUUAUAUUAUUAUUAUUAUUAUUAUAUUUUUUUUAAUUUGGAUUCUCGCUUUGGAGAGGGGGAUGCUCCCAUCCCCUCUUUCUGCACCCCCUGCCAUUUUCACUGGCUGGGGGAGCUCUUUUUUGCGGGAAGGGGGGGACACUUUGCACGUUGUACACAUAUGCUGCAGGAGGGGGUGGGGGGCCCGAUAGGCCUUGGGAAAGGACAGGUGCCGAGCCCUGCAUGCGGAGCCCUCCCACCCCAUCCCCCAGAUAGAGAGAAAUAACCAAAAAACUACCAAACAACAAAAACCCCUUACAAUAGACUGAAACCCCAAAGUUGGCUUGAUGGGUGGGUUUGUGUUUCAGGGGGAAAGUGAGGCAGAGGUUCUGAAAAGAGUCUCUGCUUCUGGGCUGUUCUGUGGCCACAGGCACAAGGGGCAGAGUACCUAAGCCUGGGCCCCAGAGGCCCCUGCACACACACAACACACUCUCACUAAUUCUAAUUCUCGUGUGAGCUGCACCUCCAACAUGUGGGGGUGCUGGCCAAGCUUUUGGGCUGGGAAGGCUGCCUGGGAAUCUGAGGCUUGAUCGGGAGGGGUUUGAGGUGGGGGCCUCUAUGAAGCACAUUGGAGAAAAAGACAGAGAGCCAUGAGGAGAGGGCUGAGGAGGGGCAGAAGGGCUGGGGCUAGGGGUGAAUCGGGGCUUCCUCCCUUCCCCAGCGUUUUCUCUAAGAUAAUACAGUGCAAUAGCUCCCCAUCCCUCAGUUGAUACCAGCCCUGUAAAGCUGGCCAUAAAGUGCAGGGAGAACAGGGGAGAGUGAGGUGGCUUAGCAAGAACCGGCCUUGGGCACCCCGAGAUGCCUGAGGACUGCAUCCUUUGCAUCCAGGGACAAGUGUGAGUGAGGGGACUUGCUCUUCCUUGCACGUACACAUCCCCAGCAGAGUGGACAUUGGGGUGGUGUGUGAGGGUGGGAGAGGGGACGGAGGAGGUCUGAAGAAGGCGUUCCUUCUUUCUUCCUUGGCCCCUCUCCCCAGCCUUCCUCCCAGCUCCUUCCGCUCCUGACCCCACCUCCCUGCUCUUGGCGCCCUCAUUGUCUUGCUACCUCCUGUCCCACCACCCCCAGGCCACAUCCCACCUUCCCUCUUGGCUACUGUAAUUGUAAAUAGCAACCUUUGGAAAACGUUAGCAGUGUAACAGUCCAGGAAACUGUUUUUUUGUUGUUGUUGUAUUGAUAUGAAAUGAGAUUCUAUUUUUGUCAAAGUAUAUUGUAAUAAUAAUGACUCAAACGGCCCGUACUGUACAGACGAGAUUCUUCUGCUGUUGUUCUUGCUCCCCUCCCCUCCCCCGAGUCCACCCUGUCUGCUGCCUCCACAGUGGGGGCAGCCAAAGCGUGGGGGCCUGAGACCUCAGGCUGGAUCACAGAUCAGACUGGAGGGGGCAGGCCCCCAGCCCACGAUCCACCACCACCCCCUGCCCUAAGGGGCCUGGCCUGGGGUGACUUGGGCAGGCAGACUGGGGCCUGCCCCACUUCUUCACACAAGCCCAGCUCCUCUGCCCAAGGGGUGCAGUGCUCCCUUGGGGUUUCAUCCUGGUGGGAAAAUAGAGUUAGACAAGGCCCGGUUUUGUGAUAAGUGACUGUCUUUGCCCACCUCUAUGAUCCAGCCGCUUGCAGUAUUCCAACACUCGAUGUAGGGAAGGAAACCAGAAGCAGAGGGGUGCGGGUGACCGCACAGGUACCCAGGUGUGUUUAUGAGGGCAUCUGGUAUUUAUGUGUCUGGGUGUACCUUUGUAUUUAUGUGUGUGUGUAUGGUUGCACGAGUGUACCUUUGUGUGUCUCUGAGCCCGUCUGGGCACGUAUGUGAAUCUGUAUGAACUGAGCUCUGAGGGCGUGUCUGUGUGCACGUGCGCCUGGGUGUGUUUACAGAGGGACAGGUGGCUCUUGCAGCCACACAGCCCUGGCUUCCAGCUCCAUGACUCUCCCUCCUGAGCCCCACUCUUUUCUUCCCUGCUCCAUCACCUGUUCCCACCCUCAGCUCUAAUAUGUUUAUACUGCAGUUAGGGAGGAUCUGGCAGUUGGCUCUCUUUGUUUCUCCCUACAGCCCUACCUCUCCCAGGGUUCCACGCACAAUUGUCCACCCAGUCCCCACCCCUUUAGACACAGCUCCCUUUCCUGGAGCACCCUCUUCCUCUGACCCCAGCCCUGCUUUCAGGGUGACACUCAAAAGUUCCUCUUCCUCCCUAAAGCUUUUUCCCCACCUAGGCAGUGAUCCUUCCUGCCAGCUUACCCCCACCUGCUGAUUGGGCACAUAGCAUGUCCAGUCUUCCUGCAGGUUCCUAGAGGUAGUUUCAAGAAUCAGUGAGACUUGAUCAGGGCCUUGAAAGAAGCCAGGGUGUAGUCUUGUGCAUGCAUGUGUGCAUUCCUAGAGCCUUGCCCAGUGCCUGGCACAUAGCCGGCACUCCAUAAAUGCUGAGUGGGUGAAAGGUGAAUGAUAGGUGCUCAAUAAAUGUUGAAGGACUGGCCUUCCGUUCUCAGGCUAUACCCGCAGUCUGCCCACCUUCCUAGGCUGGGCUUGGCCACCAUUAAACAUGGGGUGGGGGUGAGGCCCCUGCAGUUCAUGGUGCAAUAUUCACCAGUUUUGCCCUCUGCCUUGUAAUGGCAAACCUGGCUUUUGAUUACCAUGUGUGGAUGUGUGUGUGUCCUUUUUCCCCUAUUCCUGGGGGCAAGGGUGGCCUGUGAAUGAAUAUGUGACAUUUCUGCAAUUCAGUAUCCCAGGGUUUCUCUUGGGGGUGGGGGCUCCUGGCAAGCCAGAUGAAUGGGUCCCUGGGAACCCAGACCUCAAGUGGGGAUUUUACUUCUUCUUCCUCUCACAAGCCAAAUUUGCCUCCACCCACUCCUUCCUCCGAAAAUCUGGGCAUUUGCCAAAGUAAUCACUGGAGUCAUCCAAUGCCCCUCCCCUCCCCAGGUUUCCCACAGUUUUCAGGGACAGUGGGCAAGAGGACCCCCCACCACACACACGCACACACACACAGCCCCCAGUGGAACACAACAUUUCUCCUCCCCUGAGCAGUGCACUCAAUCCAGCCGACUGACCCCUGACCCUUAUCCAGCCCUCCGCACCUUGGACAGGAAGGAAGUAAUGCACCUUCUCUUGCUGAUUAUUUAUUUGUUUGGAGAGACAGAAAUGAUGUAAAAGUGUAUCUAGAAAUAUCUAUAUCUAUAUAUUUUUAACUGACUCUUUGGAAUCCCUUGGGGUGGGGUGAGGGGUGAGUUUAGGCUUUCAUGGUGGGGAGGAGACAUGGAGCCUGGGAACACCUCAUCUCCCCUCUUGCCACCUCCCUCCACCCCGUAAGCAGUUGAUAGGAGUGGGAUUUGUAUGGGGGGAGGGGGGCUGGAAUGUUAUUUGGAGAAUCUGGAUUCUCUCUGUCUUCCCCAUUCAAGUCCCAGAGGGAAGAGGGGGGGAGAGGGAGUGGGGGACAGGCCAUGGAGGGGCCCCACCCCCCAAGCCCGACAAUCACCCACACUCCUGGGGCUCCUCCUGGGUCCUGGGCAGGGCGAGUCUAAGUGUGUGGCUGUUGAUUUGUUUUCAAUAUUUCUUUUCGUGCUGUAUGGUGAUGCUUUCUUAGUAUUCUACACAAUAAGAAAAGACAAAAGUCCUCGAGAUUCUUAUGAGUUUUGUUUGAAAACUCUUUUCACUAUAUUUGUUGUAAAGAGGUUUACUAUUAAAAGAAAAAAAAAUACACGUUUCUGAUA
Vicugna pacos (alpaca) is the source of this 5842-nucleotide messenger RNA. The record is from RefSeq and is a predicted model, not a curated record. Lineage: Eukaryota; Metazoa; Chordata; Mammalia; Artiodactyla; Camelidae.